UGGUAAUAUCCUCUACAUACAUGGUCGAUUCCAUCUCUCGUUUCAGCGUUUACUGUAUUUGAAGGAAGGUUCAGCAUUUUGUGCAGGGCAAGCCGACUCUGUGAGUGAGAGAGAGAGAGAGAGAGAGAGAGAGAAUGGGUAGAGCCUUUCUGUAUGUAAUUCUUGGGGGAGGGGUUGCCGCUGGUUAUGCAGCGCUUGAGUUCACCAGAAGAGGUAUCGGUCAUGGAGAACUAUGCAUUAUCUCUGAGGAGCCUGUUGCACCAUAUGAGCGACCAGCAUUGAGCAAAGGAUUUCUACUUCCAGAAGAUCCGGCUCGCCUGCCAUCAUUUCAUACUUGUGUUGGUGCCCAUGAGGAGAGACUGACACCAAAAUGGUAUAAGGAACAUGGAAUUGAAUUGGUUCUUGGAACUCGCGUAAUGUCUGCUGAUGUGAGGCGUCAAACACUUUUGACAUCAUCAGGAGAAACUAUCAGCUACAAAACUCUGAUCAUAGCAACAGGUGCUCGGGCAUUGAAGCUUGAAGAAUUUGGAGUGAUGGGUUCUGAUGCUCCAAAUGUUUGUUACCUGCGCAAUUUGGCUGAUGCAUCUAGACUCGUCAAUGUAAUGCAGUCUGCUGCUGGUGGAAAGGCUGUUGUGAUUGGUGGUGGCUACAUUGGCAUGGAAUGUGCUGCAUCUCUUGUCACAAAUAAAAUCAGUGUGACCAUGGUCUUCCCAGAAGAACAUAUAAUGGCUCGUUUAUUUACGCCUACAAUUGCUGCUUUCUAUGAAGAUUACUACAGUUCAAAAGGAGUGGAGUUCAUUAAAGGCACUGUUUUAUCAUCAUUAGAAACUAAUUCUCUUGGCCAGGUGGUAGCAGUGAACCUGAAGGACGGCCGGAGGCUCCCGGCAGACAUGGUGGUGGUGGGCAUUGGCAUCCGCCCCAACACCAUGCUCUUUGAGGGUCAGCUCACAAUAGAUGAGAAAAAUGGCGGGAUCAAAGUUGACGCCAAGAUGCAAACUAGCAACCGAAGCGUGUACGCUGUUGGUGAUGUCGCCUCCUUUCCCCUCCCUCUUCUUGGCAGCAGGAACCGCCGCCUCGAGCAUGUUGACUGUGCACGCAAGUCUGCCAUUCAUGUUGUUUCUUCCAUAAUGGACCCCAAGGACACUGGAAAUUUCGAUUACCUGCCUUUCUUCUAUUCUAGGGUCUUCACUCUCUCUUGGCAAUUUUAUGGGGACAAUGCAGGUGAGGUUGUGCAUUUUGGAGAUCUUUCUUCUUUUCAAGGGCCAUUUGGGGCAUAUUGGGUUAAUGGGAAGGGUCAGAUAGUGGGGGCUUUUCUUGAGGGAGGGAGCAAGGAUGAGUAUGAGGCCAUAGCUAGGAUUUGUAGAGUGCAGCCAGUUGUGGGGGACAGGCUUGAUCUGGCGAGUCGCGGGUUGGAGUUUGCGGUGUCAGGCGAUUACGGGCCCCCACUUUCAGCGGGAGAUGAUAUGGGGUUGGUUGUGGAGAGGCAAUUGUAUGCAUGGCAUGCGGCAGCCGGGGUGUUGGUGGCAUUCUCGAUUUCAGCCUUCGCAUAUUGGUAUGGGAGGCGGAGACGAAGGUGGUGAGAGGCGUUGCUGCCUGAAGACCAGCAGCCAAUGUAUUGUAGACGAGCUUUUACUCACUGUCUGCAUUGUUUGUAGCAUAUGAUGUUGAAACAUUGCAUACAUGAUGAUUGGACUGCUCCCCUUAGAUAAAAAUGAAUAUUGAGGGAAAUUACAAGGGUGCCUCUGAUUUUCAGAAAUUUGACUGGCUGCCAUUUUGCUGUCUCCUCCCCUGCCAACUCUCGCAUCAUAUUGUUUUUAGCAUUUGAUAUUGCAGCAUUACAAAGUU
Messenger RNA from Amborella trichopoda, 1845 nucleotides. RefSeq names its product monodehydroascorbate reductase 4 (gene MDAR4). NCBI's taxonomy places the organism in Eukaryota, Viridiplantae, Streptophyta, Magnoliopsida, Amborellales, Amborellaceae. The record is from RefSeq and is a predicted model, not a curated record. Gene Ontology annotation, molecular function: oxidoreductase activity, acting on NAD(P)H. Gene Ontology annotation, cellular component: cytoplasm.